AUGAACGUCCCAAUGUCAAUUGCCGCAACCAACCAUGAUUUACACGACAUCUGGUCUCGCUUGACCUUCGAUAUUACCUGGAAGAUCCUUUCGCAGCUGGAUCAGUACGACAUUAUUGAACUCAUGGCCGUGUGUCGCGCUUGGUGUGAGCUUGUUCCGCAGUACAGCACUCGUCUCUUUCGUAGCGUCACAAUAUCAGGUCGAGAACAACGUCUUCGUUUGCAAAAGCUCAAAGCCAAAUGCCUCGGUCCCCAUGUCAAGUCUGUCAUUGUCGUAUUUCACAAGGGAGACACGGCGUUUCGGGAGGACAUUGAAGAACUUGAGCGGUUGACGUGUGGAUCGUAUACGACAGCAGUUUUAUGCUAUUGCAGCUCAUACCAAUUGGAUGGAUUUCUUGAUACACUACGAUUACUCGGCAACCACCUGACACGCUUGAUCAUCAGCCAUCACAUGGCGCGCAACCUCAACUUUUACGAUGUGAUGGCAGCAUGUCCAAAGCUCACCUACUUUGAGUUUGAGCAACCAGGCACCUUACUAUCAGAAUGCACGUUUGGAGAACAAGGAACCACGUAUCCAUUGUUGACCGAUUUGUUGCUAUUUGGAUCAUUGAACCCAAGUUUUCGAUUGGAGCCAAUAUUAGCAAGAUGUCCCAACCUUCGAUUCUUAGCGUUUACAGAAAGCAUGUGGCGUCCAGCUCUAUUGGGAGAGGAAUUACCAACAUUAUUACGGCAUUGUCCAAAGUUGAAUUCUGUAUCAUUGGUGGAUGAUUCUGCUAUCGAGACUGUCAAGGAUGGAUUGGAUCGUAUCAUCAAAAGCAAUCGACGUCAUGGUGAUGAAGAGCAACAACAUGGGCUGGAUGAAUUGACUAUGGAUCUUAGUGGUGCCACAUUCGUUGCCGUGGAUACAUCCAUCACCAUAGCCGAGCAUUUGUCCACCUUGAAAUCACUCAAACUCCAAUAUUGUCUAUUCAAGGGCAAUUCAUUACCAGAGAACACCAUCACCAGCUGCAUGACAACACUCGAAUUUCGAAACGUGCUAUGUAGCGAUGCAAGUUUCAUUUCUUUGAUCAACCGAUGCCCAAUGCUGGAACACGUGCUCAUUGAGCAACACGCUAUGUUGUUUACACCAUCAUUAGCAAGAGCCGUUGGGAGCCUGCUCCACCUACAGCGCUUGUAUUUGAUACCCACGUCCACCGAUCGAAUGGAUAUACCCCGUACAGUCGUCGAUGCCUUGGAUAUUCUAUUUCGUACCAUGAAAGACAACCAUGUCGACCUUCACACCCUACACAUUCGUGGCAGAGAUGCGCCUAUUGAUGAUGUUGUAUUGGAAAGCAUUGCAUCUUAUCUCUCCUCCUGCUGCACAACCAGCAUCCAACACCUUGCCAUUUCAAGCCCUUACUGCUCAUCCCAAGGAUUGGACUCGUUUACUGCCAAAAUCAGACAUCUUGAUCAUCUCCUAUCCUUACAACUACAACACUUUGAAUCAAUGAUCUCCAAAGUUACGCUAUCUUUUAUUGCCGAGCUACCAAUGCUUGAGAGAUUGGUUCUGAUAUCAUGUUGGAAUGUCAGUGGCGAAGGUCUUUGUGUAUUUGUUCAACGCUCACGCAAACUCAAGAGCAUUCGAGUGCAACAAUGUUCAUUUAUUGAUGUGAUGCCAUGGAUUGAAGAAGCUGAGAAACGUCUAGGAUCAUCCUCUGUGUACGCUGAUGAAGAUAUCGCCUUGUCACAACCCCCUAAUGGAUUCCGUGAUUGGUUGUUUUAA
Lichtheimia ornata is the source of this 1761-nucleotide messenger RNA. RefSeq lists its product as uncharacterized. NCBI's taxonomy places the organism in Eukaryota, Fungi, Mucoromycota, Mucoromycetes, Mucorales, Lichtheimiaceae. Bases 1 to 1761 code for a protein of 586 amino acids. The record is from RefSeq and is a predicted model, not a curated record. Gene Ontology annotation, molecular function: protein binding. The transcript is spliced from 2 exons.